AUGGAGACAUACGAGUUGCAGACUGUAACGUACGGCACUGCUAGCGCUCCUUUCCUUGCCACUCGGGUACUGAUCCAACUUGCCGACGACGAAGGUCAUCAUUUUCCUCUCGCAGCCAAGGCUCUUAAGAAGGAUGUCUACGUCAACGACCUCUUUUCCGGUGGAAACAACGCAGCAGAAGUAAUCGAACUCAGGAACCAGCUAGAUGCACUCCUAGCAAAGGGUGGAUUUCAAUUACGAAAGUGGGCUUCGAACGACGAAGUAGUACUCGAAGGAAUUCCACCGGAGAAUCGCGCACUAAAGACUUCCGUAGACCUCGAUCGAGAUCAGGUCAUCAAAACUCUCGGGCUGCAUUGGGAACCAGCCACAGAUUGCCUUCGGUACAAGGCCGCCCUACCAUCUGACACAGCAGAAAAGUCUAUCACCAAACGGAUUGCUCUUUCGCUGAUCGCUCGCCUCUACGACCCCCUCGGCCUAGUAGGCCUCCUCGUAACUGCUGCCAAAGUUUUUAUGCAGAACCUGUGGAUGCUGAAAAAUGACGAUGGAUCAUCGUGGAGCUGGGACAAGGAGUUACCGAUCGAGUAUCAAACCCGGUUUACCAACUACCAGAAACAGCUACCGAGACUCAACGAACUUCGCAUCGACCGCUGUAUCCUGCUACCCGAACCAGAAUCCAUCCGGAUCCACAUCUUUGCCGAUGCCUCGCAACUCGCCUACGGAGCCUGUGUUUAUGUCAGGUCAACUGACGCCUCUGGAAUGGUAAAAGUUGCUCUUCUCACUGCAAAAUCGAGAGUGGCGCCCCUCAAAAGGCAAUCGAUUCCACGACUCGAACUCUGUGGAGCACUUCUAGCAGCGCAACUCUUCGAGAAGGUGAAAUCGUCACUUCAGCUCACACAUUACGAUAAUUCAUAA
Ochlerotatus camptorhynchus is the source of this 912-nucleotide messenger RNA. RefSeq lists its product as uncharacterized. The transcript has a single exon. Bases 1 to 912 code for a protein of 303 amino acids. NCBI's taxonomy places the organism in Eukaryota, Metazoa, Arthropoda, Insecta, Diptera, Culicidae. The record is from RefSeq and is a predicted model, not a curated record.